AUGGGUAAGGGUGGUUGGAUUAUGGAGAGCGGCACGAUAAUAAUGGGCCGUUUUCCAAUUCCAUCUGAAAAGCAGCGGCAGCAGAUCAUGCAGCAUCGCAAAAAUUAUGAAAUUAGUAUGUCUGCUAAUCCUCACUUGCAGAGACAGAGGCGUGGAGCAAGUGCACCUCCAAAAGUUUCUGAAGUUUCGUUGGCAAAUCUUACAGACCAACCAAAAGUUAUUCAGGCUGAAGUUCUACGUUCAUCUCCCGGUGUCAUGAUAGUAGAAUACGUAGGGCAGCAUACGAAUACUAGAUUCACAGGUGUCUUGUUUGCGGAAAAUGGGAUAUUCAAUGGUUGCAGUCCAAAUGGAGUGCCGGGUAUUAUUAGUCAGGAUAUGUCAAGAUUUCGACAGACAGUCAGAGCUUAUGUGGAUGCACCUAUUAUUGAUCAGUGGACAUCCGUGAUUGGUGAACGUCUUAUAACUUCUGGCUUGCAUAUGCGCACUCGAAAUUAUAUGCGCAAGAAUGGUCGUAUGGUUUGUGCUAGUUGUAUGGAAGCAGUUCCGGACAAUGAAAUAAUAACACGCAAGCAUUUUGUUAAUGUCAAUCAACGAAAAUUGCAUUCGAUUCCCAAAGACAAUAAACGUGUAGUAGCGCAGCUGCCACCUUCGGAAAAACAGCUAGUUGAUGGAUUACAGUUGCAGAUAGUUGAUGAGCUUACAAGUGAAUUUUUGGACGCACAUUUAAAUGGCUCAGCCGGAGGUUAUUCUCCGGAUACUUCCAUGACUUCAGCAUUGUUUCGACAGAGGAAUAAAAGAAAAGCAUAUAUUCCACGUGGUGCUUGUAGCGUUCUGGUUCCUGCGGGAGUGGAUUUAUUUGAACCGGAAUACGACCCUCUUCCAGGGCCUUCAAGUGGUCCAAACAAUGAUUGCAGCGUUGAACCUUCACAUAAGCUUUCUAAGAACGCAAUAUUUAAGAAGCGUGUGCUGUCAGCUUCGGCUUCAAAACAUCGUCGUUCUGCUGUCGACCAAGUAAGAAGUAAUGUAUCAGGCCGCACAUUUGUUUCUGUUUCCACUUCAAGCAAAGUAGAUGGAGAAGAUGGGAAAAAGGACGUACAGAAUGUUGAUAGCUCAGCUCGUCGUUUUUUCAAAAGCGAUAAAAUCAGAAAAGCUUUCUCUUCUGAGUAUUCCAUCAGGAAACCAGUUAGUGAUUCGUUGCACAUGACAUUCAUUCGACAAUCCAAUGAUCCGAAUUUGUGUCUUUCUGUCGGAGAUCGUUCUCGUCUGGCAAAAGUGGAUUCUUGCCGAGGACAAAUUUCUGUUAUGCCAUCUAUUGUUGAUAAUGUUCCGUCUGCUAUCAACUCUCUUUCUGUUGUGCAUUCAUCUGAAGCUAAAAGAAUUGAACAUGAUAAACUUGAGAAAUCUCGCUGCAGUUCAAAUAAAGUUGGAAGUAAAGAAAGUGUGAAUAAUGAGGGACAUAUUGAUAGGCCUCCUAUUAAAAUAGUAUUGAAAUCAAUCAAGAAAUCCAUGGUUGAACCUCUGCAAACUAACUGUGAAGUACAGCAGCGUGGUUCAAACGGUACAAAUUUUGUUGGAAGGACGUCAGUACGACCUAUAGCAGAUUCACGCUGUAAAUCAGUUAGCAAAAAAAUCAUGGCUGACUAUACUCCAGCUCCUAAGAGACGUUCAGAGACUGGUUGUCCACCGAUGAUGAAAGCUUCUUCAGCGCGUAUAUCCACUCGAUUUGUUCAUGAUGAGGUUGAGUCCAGAAAGAGCAAAAAGAAGACUAGUAUGGGAGGAAAAAUGCGGUCGUCAGCGAGAAGGCCGGGGAACGAUGAUAAAUUGUCCAGUACUAGUUGCACUGGGAAAUCUUCGGGACUGUUGACGCUAAAUAAUUUUCGAAUUGGUGAUGUUGUGUGGGCAAGAAAUGGGAUGUUUCCAUAUUGGCCUGGCCGGAUUUACGAAUUCGUUAAAGAGAAUAAAAAAAGUGGAGCAUCCAUCCUUUGGUUCGGCGAUAAUACUUAUACUCCAUUCACUGACUUCUCGCGAAUCGAAAAAUUCACUGAGACAUAUGACACGAGGUUUGUGAUUAAUUUACUCUGUCUUAUGAAUGUCUGCACAGUUGUAAUGAAAGUAAUGCUAUGGAUGUUCAGAUUUAAUCCGUUGCGUCAGGACCACAAGUACCAUAAAGCUGUUGCAAGUGCUAUAAUGUCAUGUUUCCCUGUCAGAGGCUAUUUUGAAAGCAAGUUGUCUCCGCAGGUUUACGGAUUGCUUCAGAAAGGGAAUGUUACACUUGGGGAAAUAAACAUCAUUACAAAAGCCAAGAAAAGGACUCUAAGUACUUCAUCAAACAGACGAAGAAAAAUCGCCGUUAAAAAAGUGAAGGACGAAAAGAUGGAGGAGGAAACUGCAAAAGAUGUUCCAACGGCUGUGGCUAAUGUUGAAGAUCCGAUCGAGGUUAUUGAAUCCUCCUCAAUUAUUUCUAUCAUUACACUUUCAACUAAUCCUGAAUCUGUCACUCAGCGAGGUGCCAUGAGUCCAUCACCAAACCCUUCUAACUUGAAUUCGGCCAUGGAUCCGAAAGGAAAUGGUGGUGAUACGCCUCCACUAAUGAUUGUGUACGAUUCAGACUAG
Messenger RNA from Thelazia callipaeda (thelaziosis nematode), 2613 nucleotides. NCBI's taxonomy places the organism in Eukaryota, Metazoa, Nematoda, Chromadorea, Rhabditida, Thelaziidae. The record is from the annotation of a GenBank genome assembly.